Molecule: messenger RNA, 913 nt
Organism: Hyposmocoma kahamanoa
Lineage: Eukaryota; Metazoa; Arthropoda; Insecta; Lepidoptera; Cosmopterigidae
Gene: Sf3a2
Product: splicing factor 3A subunit 2
Exons: 3
Coding region: 115-894 (259 amino acids)
Biological process (GO): spliceosomal complex assembly
Cellular component (GO): U2 snRNP; catalytic step 2 spliceosome; U2-type prespliceosome
Molecular function (GO): zinc ion binding; nucleic acid binding
Source: RefSeq, a predicted model, not a curated record
CACCACUGCUCACCACUUUGUUUUUUCCAUCCACUAAGAUUUGUGAUUUUGUGGUCGGUAAAAAUAAGUAAAGAUAAGAAAUAUUUUCUUCUAAAUUAAUUUAACAGUCACGAAAUGGACUUCCAAAACCGCCCCGGUGGUAAAACUGGAGGAGGAGGCGUUGCAUCAUGGUCCGAAACAAACAGAGACCGCCGCGAGAGGCUUCGCCAACUCGCCCUCGAGACCAUCGACUUGAACAAGGAUCCUUAUUUUAUGAAAAAUCACUUAGGUUCGUACGAGUGCAAAUUAUGUCUUACUCUACACAACAACGAAGGAAGUUACUUGGCUCAUACUCAAGGCAAGAAACAUCAGGCAAAUUUAGCCAGGAGAGCUGCCAAAGAGGCAAAAGAGGCCCCUCAACAAUUGGCUCCCGAGAAACCAAGAAUAGAACCCAAGAAGUUUGUAAAAAUUGGUCGCCCUGGUUACAGAGUUACCAAGCAAAAGGAUCCUGAAAAUGGGCAACAAAGCUUGCUUUUCCAAGUUGAUUAUCCUGAAAUUGCUGAAGGAGUAAUUCCACGGCAUCGCUUUAUGUCCGCCUAUGAACAAAAAAUAGAGCCCCCAGAUCGCAGAUGGCAGUACCUUUUAUUCGCUGCUGAACCUUACGAGACUAUUGCCUUCAAGGUGCCAAGCAGAGAGGUUGAAAAACAUGACUCAAAGUUUUGGACUCAUUGGAAUAAGGACACUAAACAGUUUUUCCUUCAGUUUGCAUUUAAAAUGGAGGCAAUGCGUAUGCCACCACCUCCUAAGAUGUGGGAUAAUACUGGGAUGCGCUUACCUCCACCGCCAGGAGCACCGAUGAUGGGGGUACCUCCUCCACCACCCCUUUUACCUGUGCCACCACCACCUCCUAUGUAAAUUAAAAUAAAUACUGUGA